AUCUCUUGACAAUAACAAGAUUGAUGGUGCCUCAUCCAUCUUCCACCUCUUCAACCUCACCUUAUUGAAUCUUGGAAAUAACAAGUUAAAGGGUACAAUCCCGUCGGCCGUAUUCCACCUCACCAACCUCGCCUUGUUGGACCUUCGAUGGAAUCUUUUCACAGGCUCCAUCCCAGCAGCAAUUUCUGGCCUCUCUCUCCUCUCUUACCUUUCUCUUGCCGGUAACAGACUCACUGGCGCAAUCCCUUCAUCCAUCUUCCGCCUCACCAAUCUUGCCUUGUUAGAGCUCCGUUGGAAUCAACUGUCAGGCACCAUUCCCGCAACCAUCUCUGAACUGGCUGCCCUCUCACACCUUUUCAACAUCAGAGUCACGGGCUCCAUUCCCCUUGAGAUGCAGAGCCUUACCAAGCUGCAAUCUCUAUACCUCAGCUAUAUGAAUCUGUCAGGUCCCUUCCCAUCCUGGAUAUCUGGUCGCACCAAUCUCAGAAAGCUAGAGGCUCCGCGCAACAGCAUCAGUGGCAGCAUACCAGAGUCCAUCGGCAGCACCAUCCACCUUGAAGUCUUCUCCGUGUGGAAGAACAACCUGUCAGGCGUCAUUCCCGAGUCCAUAGGCAGCCUCACCAAGCUCAGCAGCCUGGACUUGUCAGACAACCAGUUUGAAGGAACCGUCCCCGAGGGCAUCGGCAACAUGAAGUAUAUUCGGAAAUUGGAUCUUUCCAACAACCACUUGACCGGCUCUCUCCCCACCACCCUCUCUCGCCUCUCUCACCUGUUUCAGCUGUUCCUCAACCGCAACAACUUGAAUGGUUCGUUUCCUCCCUGGAUUGCCAAGAUGUCCAGCAUUGGGUGGCUAUACCUCAGUGAAAACAAUUUCUCAGGCCCCAUACCUGCUUCUCUUGGCGGCUCUAAAGGCCUCAUCUUUCUUGAAAUAUCAGGUUCGGGCCUCAUGUGCCCCCCAGAUGCGUCCAGCUGUGUGGUUCGGCAAACCAACUACAGCGCCUUCUGCCAAGACUGCCAUGGCUUCUGUGCCACGUGCACGAGUGAUCAAUCCCCAACCCCAUCACCAAUCGUGGCCUCCCCUCCACCGUCCCCAUCACCCAGUCAACCCCUUGGUGGUUUGCCGCUGCCCACUUCAAGAUUUCCACAGAAGACUCACUCAGCCCGCACUUGGGGAACACAACGACACCGUGCCGACGGUAUUCUCUAG
Closterium sp. Yama58-4 is the source of this 1207-nucleotide messenger RNA. The record is from the annotation of a GenBank genome assembly. NCBI's taxonomy places the organism in Eukaryota, Viridiplantae, Streptophyta, Zygnematophyceae, Desmidiales, Closteriaceae.